Messenger RNA from Naegleria fowleri, 417 nucleotides. RefSeq lists its product as uncharacterized. Bases 1 to 417 code for a protein of 138 amino acids. Gene Ontology annotation, molecular function: DNA binding; structural constituent of chromatin; protein heterodimerization activity. Gene Ontology annotation, cellular component: nucleosome. The transcript has a single exon. The record is from RefSeq and is a predicted model, not a curated record. Lineage: Eukaryota; Heterolobosea; Eutetramitea; Acrasida; Naegleriidae.
AUGGCAAGAACCAAGCAAACCGCAAGAAAGUCCACAGGAGGUAAGGCUCCACGUAAGCAAUUGGCCUCCAAAGCAGCCAGAAAAUCCGCCAAGCAACCAUCGACAGGAGGUUUGAAGAAGCCACACAGAUACAAGCCAGGUACCGUCGCUUUGAGAGAAAUCAGAAAGUAUCAAAAGAGUACUGAAUUGUUGAUCCGUAAAUUACCAUUCCAACGAUUGGUCAGAGAAAUUGCUCAAGACUACAAGUCGGAUUUGAGAUUCCAAUCCAACGCUGUGUUGGCUUUGCAAGAAGCUUCCGAGGCUUAUUUGGUCAGUUUGUUUGAAGAUACCAACUUGUGCGCAAUCCAUGCUAAGAGAGUUACCAUCAUGCCAAAGGAUAUGCAAUUGGCUAGAAGAAUUAGAGGAGAGAGAACAUAA